Messenger RNA from Lytechinus variegatus (green sea urchin), 4854 nucleotides. Its product is annotated as ELMO domain-containing protein 3-like. The transcript is spliced from 13 exons. NCBI's taxonomy places the organism in Eukaryota, Metazoa, Echinodermata, Echinoidea, Temnopleuroida, Toxopneustidae. The record is from RefSeq and is a predicted model, not a curated record. The coding region runs from base 36 to 1517 and encodes 493 amino acids.
CCCAGCCAUGGAAGGAACCAGUGUCAAUAAAGGUAAUGGCGACUUCCAUUGCGAGCAUGGAUGCUAGUGGUAACUUUGCACCUCCUGAGAUCCACAUCUCCGAGCCACCCGAAGAGAAGGAUUAUGAUGACGAUCACGAUUUUAAUGACAUCAUAGCUGAAGAUGACACGCCAGAGGCAAAAGGAGAUAACUCUGCUUGUGAGGCAGUCAACUACAAGGUUUCUAUGGAUGAGUUUCAGAAGGUUGAUGUCUUUAAGUCACCUUCUGCCCUCACCAAGAUUGCUGAACCUCCACCAUCCUCUACUAGUGGUAUUGAGGAUGAUAUAGAUGGAUCCAUGCAGAAUGAGACUGCUGAGGCGGAAGAACAUGUCCCUGAGGAACCUACAGAGACUGACCAAUCUCAGCCAUCCAAUCAAAGUUCAUUGACCCACAACCAGUCUGUUGAAGGGAAUGUCCAGUCUGGUGAUCCUAUCUUAGUGAAUGGAACCAGUCAAGCCAAUAGAGAUGGAGGACAUAAUGGGGUGACCACUCUAUCAUCAGAGGACAUUCUCAAGGCAGAGAUGAUAAGGACUGCAGCCCCUGAGCCCUCGGAACAGCUUCAAAGAGCCCAAGCCGAGUGGGAUGCUGUCGAGACCAUUCAACCUGGAGCCGUUUCACCAGGUAAACACAGCGGAGUCAGGAAGCAACCUCUAGUAUCAUUCAAUGAAGCACUGGGAUUCUUUCAAACCUGCAAUAUGGAGAAAUAUAUGAGUGGGAUAAAACCUUGUAUCCAGAGAUCAGGGUUUGCCGCUCUCAAGCAUCUCGUCUUAGGACCACCGAAGAUGAACAAAGGUUUGCUCGAUGAGAGGAACUUAGUCUUUGCUAUUGCACAGUAUCCAUUUGACGAUGAAGAAGACAUUCAUAAGCGUGUGCUUCAGACCGUCUACAAGCAGCUUACAGGAAGUGCGAUAGACUGUCCGAGGUUUGGAUCCCAUUGGGAACAAAUAGGUUUCCAAGGAACGGAUCCAUCAACCGACCUAAGGGCGUGUGGUUUCCUAGGUCUGCUCACCUUACUUGAUUUUCUCAUGGACUCUCAGAAGUUAGCCCUAGCCAAAGAUAUCUACAGACUAUCACAGCAUGAAACACAGAAUUUUCCUUUCUGUGUGAUGUCCAUAAAUAUGACAAGGAUAGCAUUGCAGACGUUACGAGAAGAAUGUUUAUCAAGAGAAUGCAACAGACGGAAGCAAGUCUUUGGUGUUAUUAAUGAUUUUUAUGCGAGCUUAUUUUUACAACUCUAUCAGACCUGGAAACAGCAGAGAAAAACCAUUCAUGAUUCAGGUUUUGUCAUCAAAGAAUUGGAGGCAAGCUGUAAGAAGAAUCCUCGGAAUUUGAUGCGUAACCUUGAAAUGUACCUCGCAGAGAGGUCAUCACGAGGGGGAGACAUGUCACCGAGGUCAGGGGUCGCCUCAUCACCUGGGAAAGAUAAAGCAAUCAUGGACUUUGCUGGUGUGCAUGAGCUCGAGGACAAAGAAGGCUGAAAGUUAGAAAAUGACAGAAGAAAUGAAAGACAACUUUGAUUGAUUUUUUUGCAAUCAUGACAGCUUUUAUCUGAAUGUCCAGCUGCCAAAGUAUUCUAUUUGUGAUGAUCAUGCUAUGAAUGAAGCCUUGGGAGGAAAUGUAUGUGAGUUGGUUCCACCAAAGUGAGGUGUCUGAUGGGUUGCCUUCUUCAGAAUUAGCUGAAGUCUUUGCUGUCUAUCUACAUGGAGUGAGAGUGGUUAGAGGAGCUCGUGACCUUGACAACAUGAACUUGUAAUGAUUGAUUGAUUGAUUUUUACUCUUACUUCAAAGCCAAAGAAACAAUAGCUCAGUCAAGCCUGUAUAAAGCAUACAAUUCCAUAGUUCAUGACAAGUCUUCUUUUUUAUUGAUUACUGUUUGCAAAGGUCAAUUGUUAUUUUACUAGAGCAAAAUCUGUGCUUUGUUAUACUGUGAAGAAGUUUGUCUGUAAUAAAAUCUCUUAAGUCAGCAUGAAAGUAAACGAUUUACCUCUUGAAUUUGAAAAUGCACAUCUCUGAACACAUGAUGGCUUGGGACAGUAUUAGCAACACACUACUGAAUGACUGACUUUAAUGGGAAACAUAAACUGAUUGACUUUUGGUGGCAUUUGUAUUCAAAUAUGCAUCUCUUAUUCAAUUCAUCAAAUCUUCAUGAACUGCCAGAUAAUGGGAAUCUCCCAUGUAAAGAGUAUUCAUGUUAAGCUAUUGGAGACUGAUCCUGCCCAUAUGCUUCUAUGGAAAGCUUGUGUUAUACUGAAACCAUUCAGUUUCUAAUAGGCUAAGAUCUGUAUUUAAAUACACUCAACCAUGUGUAUUAAGUUGAAUCUGUUGAGAUCAAAGAAAAUGCUUUGGCUACAUAGAUAAAUCAUUGUACAAGGGAUAAAAAUUGAUUGAAAAUAACGGAAAAGACCUUUGACUUGGCCGAUUAUUUGACUUGUGUGAGUUUGACACAGGAAAGGGUGAAUGUCUACUACUACAAGGUUUAAAGAAUCAUCCAUGGGUGCUUGAUUUAUUGGAAGAUUAUGAUUGCCUCUUAUAAUUCAUUAUGAAUUAAUCUAUAAAACAGUUAACAGAGUGUCCCAGUCAUUCAAUGUAUUAGUGAGGUUUACCAAACAGAAUUCAUGUACAUCUCCACUCCGUAGGAGGUAAUAUGGUGAUUAGUUUAUGUCUAUACAGUGUAACAAUCUCUGAUGAUGGAAAAUUAUGAACAAGUGUUUUUUUUUCUGAUACCUCUACUAAAUAAGAUCAAAAUUAUUGCAUGUUCGGACUCUAGAGGGUGUUGCAUUUAUAUUUGUCGUGGGACAAAUCAAUGGUUAGCUCAGACAGUUUUCCUUGAUUCUGAUUGGCUAAGAAGCAUAGGUGUUUAAAUGUUUGAAUUUGUGGUUAGGUCUUUAUAUAAAAUGCUCUAGAGAUGCCCAAGAAUCGUGGAAGAUAAUUGUAAAGAUUAAAUGACAAAAUCAAGACCCUGGGUCCCGUUGCGUAAAAGUUACUAUUAUGGUAAUUUUGCCGUCCAAUCCAAUGGUAACUACCAUGGUAACAGAGCUCGUCAGCCAAUCAAAAUCAAGGAUUCCAUGAACGAUGCCAAUGGACGGCAAAUUUGCCAUAUUGGUAACCUAUGAUGGGGAUUUUUUUAGAAGAUAUGACAGGAUAUUCAACUUUUGUCUCAUGAUGGAUGUUUUCUAUGGGGGCGAUUGCUAGUCAAUUUUAGAAUCCAAUAUUAGUCAUAAUUUUUUACAAUUUACUGUGAAUUAGCAAUAUCGGUGCUGUUUGCUUCUUCAAAAUUAAUACAAUUGAUCAAUGACUUGCAAAUAUUGGCAAUUGAUCUCUGAUAAUUGUAUUGUGACACCUUGGUAGAUAUACUCAGUGUGAGGUCACAUUUGGAUUUCAGAACUUUUUAGAGCGUUGUCACCACCUCAAUAUUAGAGUCAACUUAUGCUUGUAAAUGAUUGUGAUUUUGAAAAAUUCUGUGCUUGCAAUGGCCACAUUGUAGUAACACUUUUACCUCAGUCACAUUUGCUAUACGGCAGUUGUAUAGUGAGUUGAAAAAGCUGUUUUAUUCAUUUUUAUUCAAACCACCUAUACAUAAAUAUGUAGCUACUACAAAAAAUGUUAAAACGGCUGUUUUUGACUUGCCUUACAGCAGCCUUAGGGCAAAUUUGACAGAGGUAUUCUGACAGAAGGCCAGUCCAACUGGCUGAUGGACGCAAAGCAUAUGCAUUAGGGACACAGCCAACGAGCGACCUUUUUGGGGUGGCUCCAUCCGUUUUCAUCUGCUCAAGAAAUCAACAAAAUAUGCUUGAUGGAUAGAGCGUAUGGAACACGUAUGCAAUGAGUACACAACAGAUGCAUAGCGUUUUCCAACGGAUGGCAAGAUUUUUCUACAUUCUAGUCUACAUCCUCUUUGCAUCUGUUAUUGCACAAGUAUGCAAUGAGCACACAAAGGAUGCAUAGCGUUUUCCAACAGAUGGCAAGAUUUUUCUGAUUUUACAUCCUCUUUGCAUUUGUAAUUGUGUUGUGUUGGGGUUGGAUCGAUUGCACUUUUGCUUUCAACCAGACUUAAUAAGAGGCAAAUCAAUGCAAGAUGUAGAGUUCAUAUAUAUUUAUUGAAGAUGAUAACUUGAUGAUGAUAAAUACAAAUAAUACAGGAACAUGAGUAAGUCUGAUUGUGACUGUACUCUCUAAACUCCAUUCUCUAAUCUAUCUGUAUGCUGGAACAAUCUCUAAAGUAAUCUGCAACCAAUCUAACAAUCUAUAACCAAUCUGCAUUCUCUGAAGUAAUCUCUAACAAUCUCUGAAGUAAUCUAUAACCAAUCUGAUUUGGGCUCAGAAGUGAACCCCUUUUAUAUUGGUAUGGUCUAGACUCUUUACGAUCAAACAGGUGUUGGUCAACCUUGGACGUUUGACCAAAACAAUCUGUACGUCAUAACUUUACUCUGAAUUGGGGGAGUUGACCUUUUUAGGGAGAACAUGAAAUGUAGCGGAUAAGAAACCCAUAAAAUGUGUGUGCGUCAGAAGUUUAGCUGGAAGAAGAAUGAGUAAUACUUUCUAAUGAAAGUUGGAGCUGGUAUACUUCCUGUAGAAGUUUUGAUUAAGUAUUGAACAUGUAUUGAUAUAGUAUGGAAUAUGUGAGAUAUGUCUUAUCACAUAACAAUUGCACUGGAACCAGGCCAAAUAGCUCAUUUGAAAAUCUAAACCUUGUCAGACAUAACGUGACCCUGUUCCUCAUCCUUGCAUUAUUCUAAGACCUGGGGAGUGUUUCACAAAGUUUUAAGUAAGUAUGACUUAAGUCGCACUUAAAUAUCGAGUUGCGUACGGUAUGAA